CCUGGCAGUGACACAGACACCAUCGGGUGCCAUAUGGGCACUGGGCACUGGAGAGGGGCAGCCGCUUCCCAUGGCCUCUGAAGCAUCUCAGGGCUUGGCAGGGACCUCCCCCUGCCCUGCCGGACCCCUCAGCCCAGUGAUGGCACCCCAGGUCGCUGCACACACCCUCUGAGCCCCCUCUCUCCGGGCAUCCCAAUGGGUGCCAGGGUGGCAUUGGGCACUGCCAGCCCCACAUCGAGGGUGACACAGGACACAGCACAUCCCGGCGCUGCCUCAGUGCAUGGUGAGCAGCUGGCCGCGACACUCAGCCCAGCCGUGUGAAGGGCUCCUGACACAAUGGCUCCAGGCAGGCGAGUGUGAGCCUCCAGCUGCCGGCAGCACUGGUGAGGGCAGGAAGAUGCCAACACUCCUGCGGCACUGCCUGGCCUGCGGUGUGCUGAGUGAUGGAUUCCUUCUGCUUCAUCUGCUUCCAGAAAGAGGAGCUGCAGCCCCUGCACCUGCACAGCGCAGCCAUGAGUGCAGGUUCGAUUGAGCAGGAGCCGUCGCGCAAGCUGGCCUGCUGCGGGGUGCCCCUCAUCACCGAGGACAUGCAGUCCCUGGCCAUCCGCACCCUCUCAGGCACUGACAUCAGCAAGCACUACGACCUCAUCCGUGAGCUUGGCAAGGGCACCUAUGGCAAGGUAGACCUGGUGUCCCACAAAAGCACAGGCACCAAGAUGGCCCUGAAGUUCGUCAAUAAGAGCAAGACGAAGCUGAAGAACUUCCUGCGGGAGUUCAGCAUCACCAACACGCUCUCCUCCAGCCCCUUCAUCAUCAAGGUCUUCGAUGUGGUCUUUGAGACCGAGGACUGCUACGUGUUCGCUCAGGAGUAUGCCCCCGGCGGGGACCUCUUCGACAUCAUCCCGCCACAGGUGGGGCUCCCCGAGGAGCUGGUGAAGCGCUGUGUGCAGCAGCUGGGCCUGGCCCUCGACUACAUGCACAGCAAGAGCCUGGUGCACCGGGACAUCAAGCCGGAGAACGUCCUGCUCUUCGACCGCGACUGCCGCCGCGUCAAACUGGCCGACUUCGGCAUGACCCGCAAGGUGGGCUGCCGGGUCAAGCGCAUCAGCGGCACCAUCCCCUACACGGCGCCUGAGGUGUGCCAGGCCGGGCGGGCGGAGGGCUUCGCUGUGGACACCAGCAUCGACGUCUGGGCUUUCGGGGUGCUCAUCUUCUGCGUCCUCACCGGCAACUUCCCCUGGGAGGCGGCGGUGGCGUCGGACGCCUUCUUCGAGGAGUUUGUGCGGUGGCAGAAGGGGCGGCUGGCGGGGCUGCCCUCGCAGUGGCGGCGCUUCACGGACAGCGCCCUGCGCAUGUUCCAGCGCCUGCUGGCCCUCGACCCUGAGAAGCGCUGCCCUGUCAAGGAGGUCUUCUACUUCCUCAAGUGCGACCUGAUGGCUGAGGUGCGGUGCCGACCCUCCUACCGCUCCCGCAAGCACGCCAGGGACAAGCUCCCGGCCGGGCCACACUGCCAUGAGGCAGCCGGGCCCUGCACCCCUGCCCCACUCAAGAGGACCGUGCUGACCGAGGGGAGCAGCCCCCGCGGCCCCGAGCCGAGCACGGCGUCCCCGGGCACGGCGAGCAGGACAGACGGACGGCAGGACAAGGGCAAAGGGCAGAUGGUCCUGGCCACAGCAAUAGAGAUCUGUGUGUGAUGGCACCAGGGCAGCUAGCGGUGCCCACCCGUCCUGUCCUGUCCCCCUGCCACGGGGAUGGGGAUGGGCGGUGCUGCUCGUGGUGGUGGCAUGAGACGGGACCAGGCCCCAGGUCUCCCAAAGGAAGAAAAGAUACAGAAAGCAAGAGGAAAAGGACAAAGCUGGCUGCGCUCUGCAGCGCUGAGGAUGCUGAUCCCCCACUUCCUGCCUGGCAGCAGCACGGCCAACGGCACCGCUCACUGCCCAUGAGGACGCUGGUGCCCCGGCUCCUGCCAUCCACAAGCCUCCCCCAGGGUGGCCCAGGAGGGGUCUCCCAGUGUGGGGAGGAUGCACUGAGGAGGCUGCACACCUGGGGGUCACUGCCCAGGGUGGGGGGUCCAGGGCAGUUGGUACCCACUGGCUCUCCCCACCCCAUGCUCAAGGGAAGGCCGAUGACACUGCAUAUGGAAGAGGCCUUUGGGGACGCUUUAACCCCUUCCACCAGUCCCUGCCCCAUUUGUGGGGCCUGGGAAGUGAUGGAGGGCUGGUGAUGGGGAGCUGGGGGUCACCAGCUGCCUCCCUGCAGCAGGAGAUGCUGGCAGCCAUUGAUGUAGCAGUGUCCCUGUGUGUUGUUGUGUGUCCCAACCGCCGGCAGCACCGGCCCGCCCUGCCCUGCCGCUGGAAGCCCCAGGCCCCCACAGAGGGACCGGUCCCCUCGCAGCCGGGAGCUGAGCUCCGCGGUGCCAAUGUCCAGCAGGUUGGAUGCUUGGUGUGGGCGGCUCUGCCAUGGUGGUGUCCCUUUGUCUCCUCUGCAGACUUUUUGUACCCAGGGACUGGAAGAGGCGGUGGUGGCUCAUCUCCAGGCUGGUCUGCACAACCUGGGGGCUUCGAGCAGAAUCCUGUGUUGUCCCCAUCGCCCCUCUUUGAUGUCACCCCUUCCCCAAACCCCCAUUACCUUCCCGUGGGGCUGGUGGGGAGGCAGCAGUGGGGUG
Neopsephotus bourkii (Bourke's parrot) is the source of this 2665-nucleotide messenger RNA. It is a transcript of the gene SBK1, whose product is annotated as SH3 domain binding kinase 1. Bases 444 to 1694 code for a protein of 416 amino acids. The record is from RefSeq and is a predicted model, not a curated record. The transcript has 4 exons. Gene Ontology annotation, biological process: peptidyl-serine phosphorylation; peptidyl-threonine phosphorylation. NCBI's taxonomy places the organism in Eukaryota, Metazoa, Chordata, Aves, Psittaciformes, Psittacidae. Gene Ontology annotation, molecular function: ATP binding; protein serine/threonine kinase activity.